AUGAACAGCAUAUUAUUACGGUAUGCCAAAUAUGGCACCCCCAGCUCAACUAUCGAAGUAGCAAGACAAGCCCUCAACUCCAAACUGUCAGCUAAUCAAAUUCUACUGAAAUUUCUUGCAGCCCCUAUAAACCCGUCCGACUACAACCAAAUAGAGGGGAAAUACCCGAUAAAACCUGAGCUACCCGCUGUUGGAGGGAACGAAGGUUCUGCAACUGUGUUGGAAGUCGGCAGCAAUAUAAAGAGUGUGAGUCCUGGAGACACUGUUAUUCCUGCGUAUGCAGGGUUUGGAACCUGGAGAUCACACUGUGUCACAGAUGAAGGGUCUGUCAAGAAGAUCCCAGACAAUUUGUCUGCUGCAGCGUCUGCCAUGUUAGCAGUGAACCCUUGCACAGCGUAUAGAAUGAUCGAGGAUUUUCAGAAGCCACCAAAAGGAGGCUGGAUUAUACAGAACGGCGCAAACAGCGGGGUUGGCAGAGCGGUUAUACAGCUGUCUAAAGCUCAAGGUAUCAGAACCGUUAACAUUAUCAGAGAUAAAGAAGGAGCUGAGAAGGUUAAAGCUGAGUUGCUAUCUGUGGGGGGAGAUGCAGUGUUCACCUCUUCUCAAAGAGGUGAAAUAGAGGAGUUCUGUAGGGAGAACACCCCACGUUUAGCGCUGAACAUGGUCGGUGGUAGGGACACUGUCCAGCUGCUGAAGUGUUUGGGCGAGCAGAGCAGUCUUGUUACAUAUGGAGCUAUGAGUAACAGUCCCAUGUCGGUUCCGUUUGGGUUGCAGGUAUUUAAAGACAUUACACUCCACAGCUACUGGAUGACAAGGUGGACUAAUAAACAUGCCCGGACAGAGUCAGAGGAUGAGAUGUUUGGGAAGCUUGCGGAGUAUUUUCAGACAGGGGAGAUGGUUCCAACGCCCCAUAGGGAGAAUUCUUUUUAUGACUAUUCGGAUGCUCUUGAUAAUGCUUUCAAGUUGAAGCAGUUGUUUGUAGUCGAUAAGACUUUGGGUGAUUCUAGGUACCAAAAUUAA
Messenger RNA from Bolinopsis microptera, 1020 nucleotides. RefSeq names its product enoyl-[acyl-carrier-protein] reductase, mitochondrial-like. Lineage: Eukaryota; Metazoa; Ctenophora; Tentaculata; Lobata; Bolinopsidae. Gene Ontology annotation, cellular component: mitochondrion. The transcript has a single exon. Bases 1 to 1020 code for a protein of 339 amino acids. The record is from RefSeq and is a predicted model, not a curated record. Gene Ontology annotation, biological process: fatty acid metabolic process. Gene Ontology annotation, molecular function: trans-2-enoyl-CoA reductase (NADPH) activity.